AUGCAAAGCUAAUUUUUAGAAGAAUACAAAGUCAUAUAAUAAAUGUUAGCUUCAUAAUAUUCUAACGUAUAAAUUAUAAAAUAAAUAUUAGAUUUAUUAAGUAAACAAUAUUAAGGAUAAAUAAAAUUACACAUUAAAAAUUUCUUAAAAAUAAUAUUCAUCAUUAGUGUUACAUGAGAAAGAAAUAUUGAAAGACUUGAAUUUUCCAGAAAUUAUAAAAUUUGUAGAUCUAAAGUAAGAUGAAUAAUAUUCAUACAUUAUUUUUGAACAUUGCGAAUGUAAAAUUAACAUAAAAUGAUUAUUAGAAACACUUGAAUAAUUUUGGAAUUAAAAUGCAAAAAAAUUCUCUGAAAAUAUGGCUUUAAAUAUAUUUAUAUAAAUUUUAAAUGGAUUAGAAAUUUUGAGUAAUAAAGAGAUUGUUCAUGCAGAUUUAAGUAUGAAAAAUAUAUUUAUGAAAUAAUUUCAUAUAAAAAUAGCAAAUUUUGAAUGUUCACAUUUGAAUAAAAGAGUAUUUUAUUAUAUAUUUAUUUAGUUUUUAAUAAAAUUAUAAAGUUAUGGAUAUGCUGCUCCAGAAUUGUAUAGCCCAGCACAUCUUACUUCAAAAUCAGAUAUAUUUUCACUUGGUUGUAUAUUAUUUGCUAUGAUUUUUGGUUAUUACCCUUUUAAUUAAGAAAGUGGUGGUGAUUAUCUAGUAUCGAUAUAAAAAAGUAUAUUUAAUAGAAUUGAAAUAAGCUUAACUUUAAAUGGAUGAAUCGAUAAAAAAUUCUAUAAGUCCAUUUAUUAUAAAAUUAAUCUAUGAAAUGGUUUAAUAUAAUCCUAAUUAAAGACCAGAUAUAUAAGAGAUAAAGAAAAUUUUAGAAUCUAAUAAAAAUAGUGUAUUUUAAAGUGAAAAUAAUACUAAUAUAUUAUAACCUUAAUAAGAUCCUUAGCUUUGGGGAAUUGUUCAUAAGAAAAUUUUUGAAACUGAAAAUUUUACAGAAGCCUAUCUUUAAAAUGUUUUUGAUAAUAUUAUGUAUUUUUAUUAAGUAGCAGAAAAUUUUGGAGGAAAGAAAUUUUUCAAUUGGAAAAAAACAAUGUUUCCAAGAUUUAUGUUAUAUAAAAGAAGCUACUGUGAAUUAAUUAAUUUUAGUAAAGAAGUUAGAGAAAAAUGUCAAUUAGAAACAAUAAAAAAGUAAUUAGAAAAAUAUGAUAAAACAAUUAAGAGAUUAAAAUAGGUUUUAGAUUAAAUUUUAUUAAUGUUAUAGUAUAAAAUAAUAUUAUAAUUUUUUUUAGGAAUUAAAAAGAAUACAAUUAUCCAAUUAGUUAAUGGGAAUUAGAACUAAAUACAAAUGAAACUUAAUAAUUUUUUAAUAGCUAUCAUAAAGCAAUUUAGUUUUUAAUAGAUUAUUUUAAAAAAUCAUAAAUUCCAUAUUCAAAAUAAUAAUAAAAUGGGUAAUAGAAUUUGAAAGAUAUGUUAAUUCUAUUUAUAAAUGUUUAAGUUUGUUAAACUAUGAAUCCAUAUCAUUAAAAUUAAUAAAUAUAAACAGAUUUAUAAGAUAAAUCAAUUGAAUAUCUUCUGAAUAAAUCUGGAUUUUGA
This is a messenger RNA of Paramecium sonneborni, 1576 nucleotides long. NCBI's taxonomy places the organism in Eukaryota, Ciliophora, Oligohymenophorea, Peniculida, Parameciidae. The record is from the annotation of a GenBank genome assembly.